Molecule: messenger RNA, 1857 nt
Organism: Pocillopora verrucosa
Lineage: Eukaryota; Metazoa; Cnidaria; Anthozoa; Scleractinia; Pocilloporidae
Source: RefSeq, a predicted model, not a curated record
GUUAUGUUUAUCUGUGGCGAGUGGGGCUCUUCGAAAGGUGGAUUAUCAACGUUUAACAGGGAGCUUGCUUUGAAUCUAGCAAAGUAUUCAAAAGAAAGAAUCAGGGUUCACUGCUUUGUUUGCCAAAGUACAGAAGAAGAACGACAAGAUGCAAGCAGCAAUGGAAUCCACUUAAUCAAAGCACAGCGCCCUCCUGGAUCUAGUGAUCCGCUUGAAUGGAUUCGAUUUCCACCAUCAGAGCUUCCCAAUCCUGACAUCAUCGUUGGCCACGGUAGAAAGUUUGGUGGUGCGGCCUAUUCCAUUCGACAAAUAACAGGCUGUAAGUGGAUACACUUUGUACAUGUGUUUUGUGAGGAUCUUGGAAAAUACAAGCUGGAAUGCAGCAUUACAGCUGAUGCAAUUGCAGAUAACGAAGAGAAGAACAGACGAGAACUGGAGCUGUGCAAAGCAUCUGACUCAGUUGUCGCAGUAGGCUCCCUACUACAAAGAAAAUAUCAAAGAAGUCUGCCAGAUUUUGAAAUAGAAGUCAUUACUCCGGGGAUUUUCCAAAAGUAUGUCAAUCUAACAGCAAGGAAAUCAAGUAAAUUUGAAUCAUCAGGAGAAGAUGAGUUUCACAUCUUCAUGUUUGGUCGUGGAAGCUUUGAGGACUUUGAACUGAAAGGAUAUGAUAUAAUUGGUAAGGCUGUGGCUUCACUAGAAAGAAAAUUUGAGCUCACUUUUGUUGGUGCACCACAAGAUCAACAACGGAAGAUCGAAAAAUGGUUCCUGGAGGAAACAAAAAUAACACGGAGUCAACUAACCAUCAGAGGCUUUUGUAAUUACGAAGAAAUGAGAGAGAUGUUUCGUCAAGCGGAUGUAGUUGUGAUGCCAUCCCGCACCGAGGGCUUCGGGCUGGUGGCCCUAGAGGCCAUAUCAGCUGGUGUGCCUGUACUGGUCUCCAGGGAAUGUGGUAUAGCCAAAGCCCUUCAAACUGUGGAUGGUGGGAUGGCUGUGGUCAUCCCCUCAGCUUCACCAGAGGAAUGGGCAAAAAAAAUCCAAGAGCUAUCACAGCAAACACCAGAUGAGAGGUAUGCCUCUGCCCUGCAUCUGAGAGGGAAUUAUGGGAAGAGGUACCACUGGAAGGAGGAAUGUGAAAAGUUUAUGAAGAUGAUUCUGCAGUUGGCUCCCAGUCCCACUCCUAAGGAGACUGUAUUCACAGAAAAGGCUCCAUGCAGUUCAAAUGAUAAAGAACAAACACAAAGGAAGGAGGUUUUCACAGGAACUGGUGAUCUUCCACACAGUGGCCUUGAAGUUGGGAAAAGAGAUGGAAGGGAACAAAGUGAGUCUGCACCAGAUCCAGACACUUCAGAUAAAACAACAGAACAAACAAGAGAAAGAAGGACAGGUGGGCAAGGGGAAGUUUUCGCUGCAGAUCAAGACACCUCAAAUAAAACAAGAGAAAAAACAAAGGGAGACAAGAAAAAAGUUCAAGCAGCAGCUUUAGACACUUCAAAUGAAACAAGAGGACAAACACAGGGAGAUGAGGGAGUAGUGCAAGCAGCAGGUGCAGCUGGAUAUGACUCAGCAGAACAAGCACAUAGAAAUACAAAAGAAGCAGAUACAGCUGUAGAAGAUUCAGGUACAGCUCCACGUGAUUCAACAGAAGAAGUCCGUGCAGCAACAAGUAUGGCUUUAGAAGAAAGUGGUGGCCAGGUGGCAGGUGCAGCUCCAUAUGAUUCAGCAGAACAAGCACAGAGAAAUACAAAAGAAGCUUGGACAGCAACAGGUACAGCUGUAGAAGAAAAAGCUCCAAACAUCUCUGUAAGGAGUAAAACAUCUGAUGGGAAUGAACAAACAAAGUCUGUUCAAGAAUGUUAA